Stegastes partitus (bicolor damselfish) is the source of this 2467-nucleotide messenger RNA. Its product is annotated as transmembrane protein 205. The transcript is spliced from 4 exons. The record is from RefSeq and is a predicted model, not a curated record. The coding region runs from base 829 to 1395 and encodes 188 amino acids. Lineage: Eukaryota; Metazoa; Chordata; Actinopteri; Pomacentridae.
GAAAACACAUGUUACUGUUUUAAUGUAGGCUGCUGGUGUUAGAUCAGCUGUCACUGGGCUAUAAACAGAAGUGUCAGGGGUUUUUUUGUCAGCAACACAGGAAACAGAUUCGCCCUGAAUUUUAUUAUUAGUUAUUUUUUGGGAAGUGUUGCAUUGCUGGACUUUAUCGGUGAACUUCUUCUACUCACCAGCACCUUUAUUUCUUCUUGAGGACCAUAUAAAGUGUCACUCAGCCAGAUUACUAGUUAGUUAAAUGCAUGAAAACAAACAUUUUAAAAGUGUAUAUAGGAUUAUAGCUGUAAAUCAUCAUAUAUUGGACUCAUUCCAAGGUACACUGUGAUACUGAUGUGGAACAUGGAGUGAGCAGAACAGAUGGACUGGGAUGACCUAGAGGGCACUGUGUCACACCUCACAUUAGAACAGUGCAGAAGAGGUGAAACUCUGGUGUAGUGCAGGGCAGAGAGAGCCUCCAGAGAUCCUAACAACGCCUUUGCCUAAAGCUGUUUGGGGGAACCAGUAUCUGCUGUUCAUAUCUGCAGGGGAGUUUUUCCAGAGAACAUCCCAACACUCACGGUUCCGCCUUCCUCUCCUCGGUGGGACCUGCAGGGUGAGUUAGCUGCUGUCAGCCGGUUAGGUAACUUCACUGCUGGAGUCAACUGCACCAAGCUGCCCGGAGUCAUUUGGCAACUCAGAGUCUCUGGAUUGCAGCAUCAAGUGCCCUCCCUACAAAAAGCCAACGCCAGUGUUUGCGAGCCAAGCGGCACUACCUGCCUUUCCAGACGGUGGUGGAGCUCGGACCGGAGAAGAGACCGAGGCUGUGGAGAAAGCAUGGCUACUGAUGGGGAGCCCACGUUCAGUGUGAAGCUGCUGCAGCUGCUGCUGCUUUCCACCUACUGGGGAAUGCAGAUUUGGGUCACCUUCAUUUCAAGCUUCGUGAUGGACAACCACCUGAACAGGCACACUUACGGCUUCAUUCAGAGUCGCCUGGUCCCGUUCUACCUCCACCUGGGUUCCGCCUGUGCCUUCUUUAACCUCACUAUCUUCGCCGUUUAUCAUCCCAGCGACGUGAUGAGUGACAGAGAAGCCUUUCAGAUCUUCAUCUUCUUCGUGUCGGUGACGGUCGCGGCCGUCAACGCUCAGUGGUUCGGCCAGAUGACGUCAGAAAUCAUGGCAGACAUGCACCUCAUUGAGCAGGCGUGCGGGCUGGGUCAGGACAUUGGCCUGUCAUCUAACCGCGAGGCUUACGCCAAGCUGUGCGAGACCGAUGUGAAAUACAGACACCUCAGCAACCGCCUGUGGCUGUACAGACUGCUGUCCUCUCUGUGUAACCUCUGCUGCAUAGGCUGCAACUUCCACAGUCUCUGUUACAUGGCCGAGAACCUUGUCACACUGUAAAACAUCACGCCCCUAUGAAUCUAGAAACACUUGUCUUUUUGUAUCGAAGCAGUAAGUUAUAUAUUUAAUUCAUUAUGUCUUUCUUCCUCUGCGUGCCUGUUAGGGAUGAGAUGAAAUGUCAGGUAAGCCUUGUUCUUCUUGGGAAAUAAUGAAAGAUUUUUGCAGCCUCACUCAGUGACAUUCAAGCCUUGUGUCUCUCCUGAAGGUUGUAGAGAGAUGAAUCAGUGACUGCAAUGAGUAAUACCUCACCUUUCACCUAGUGUGGCUGGCAGUAGCGGAAGCCUUACAUUUUCCCUUCACUAGUAUCUUUACCAUCACACUAUGGUACCCUACGGUUACCUAAAAUGGGUGGAAUGUUUUUACAAUAAUUUUUUUAUAGCAGAAAAUAGGCCAAUAAAAUGCACCGGUUUACCAUAUAUCUCUAAAAACAAAUGGCACCUUGUAGUGAGGGAACUGCUCAUGGGCAUCUCACUCUCACAUUUCAGGUUUGGGUGUAGUUUUAAUACCUUCUUCCUAUUGUAUCGUGCCAGGUUUGUUUAGCUUACCUCACCAAGCAGCGUGCUUCACAUUUCAAAGUGAACAUUUGUGCUAUCUUUAACGCUCCUUUCGCUGCUGGUAUGGAAACGGAAGGGUUCCAACACUUACAGUCAGCGCUGCUUUUAGCUCGUCCAAAACACUUUUGCACUAGCGACUUUAUUUAGCCUUAAGGUUUGAUGUUGCACUGCAGGUUGGUCUAGUUGUGGGAGUCGUUGAAGUAGUUGACCUUUGCUCUAUUCCCAUGAUUGUCUGUGUGCGUUGUUGUAUAAGACGCUGCAGCUGUUCUGUAGGUGAAUCCGUGGUGACGACAGGGAUCAGAAUUACCAGUUUUGCAAGCAGCACUGAUGGCUGUAAUGACCUGCUGGAUGAUGCAGUGAUGCAUGAAAAUAGUUUGGGGCCAUGCUUUCUGGGAUGGUUGAAAGUGUUGUUGAGAUUUGCUGAGUUGAUGUGGGUCUAUAUAGACUAAAAGUCCACAGUAAUAUUAACCCUAUUCAGGACUUUUGGGGUCUUAGGGACCCCAGGCCAUUUGGUUUAG